This is a messenger RNA of Arctia plantaginis, 1281 nucleotides long. Lineage: Eukaryota; Metazoa; Arthropoda; Insecta; Lepidoptera; Erebidae. The record is from the annotation of a GenBank genome assembly.
AUGUCUGGACCUAACCCGACAUCAGAAGUGGGAUACGAUUGUCCGCCCACCUCUGGCACUUCGUCAGCACAAAAUAUGCAGGAGAAUAGUUCGCUACCCUCGCAUAGUUUAGAAACGAUUCUUUCAAAAUUAACUGAUGCCCUGCUACCCCGGUCCAAUGCACCGUCACACCCUUUCACAGUUUUGGUACCAUUUGACCCCGACGACCUAAAUUCAGAUAUAGAGGGCUGGUGCAGAUUGACGGACGCCAUAAUUAAGGGCAAAAAUCUUAAAGGUCUGGAUCUGAUCAUAACGCUGACCCAUGGUCUGCGAGGCCGCGCAGCUACAUUAUUGACCAAAAUGCCUCCCAGUCAAUAUCGAUGGGAAGAUAUUCAAGAGACUUUGAAAGCUCAGUUCUCUCGUCCUAUGCUUAUUCAGGAUCACUUUGACAGUAUCCUCAAAUUUCAAAUAACUGCUAAUGAAACCCCCGCUCAGUCAUGUUUACGUCUUUGGCAACUGAUCGAAAAUAUCCCAGACACGAAUUUACCUGAAAAGGUUGUGACGGGCUUUGCCGUUUCCGUUUUAUCACAGUGUGAUGUUCAAAUACGUCGUGAAUUAAACUCCACUGUGGUAAAUGACAAAUCCCAGCUAUUUCGAGUACUACGAGGUAUCUCCUUGAAAAGAAAAUCGGAAUUUUCCGAGCCAAACGAUUCCGAUGUCAAACGCUCUCGUGCUACGUUUCCCUUUCGUGGCAAUUGCCACGUAUGUGACAAGCCUGGGCAUCGAGCAGCUGAUUGUCGUGAACGAAAUAAACCAAAUGGAUCGAUGAUUACGGAUAAACGGGUCAACCAGAGGCAUCAAGUCACAUGCUACGUCUGCGGGGAACCGGGCCACGUCGUCUCCACCUGCCCCAAGAGGGUUGACUAUACGAAGAAGGAACAAGCCGCUACCGGAAGCAAGGAAGUCAAGGUGUGCUCGAAGAUUGUUAGAGGUGCUCUGGAUUGUAGUGGGCAAGAAGGCUAUCUAGAAAUUUAUGAGUAUAGUGAUGAAAGUGAUAGUACUGAUGAACGAACCGUGAUGGCAGAUGAUGAAUUCAAUAUAUCUGUUGUGCCUGGAAAUAGUAAUACGACCUCUGAGGAAACUGUAACUGUAAACUCCCCUAUAUUGUCUGUAGAUGAUUCAGAGACACUUUCGGUAAGCUCUCGCACCUUAACCGCAAAUGACUCUGAAGAAACUUUUUCUUGUAGUUCUCGUACAUUAAGCGUGGAUGAUUCCGAAGCUGUAAUAGAAUCUUUGGAAUGA